Molecule: messenger RNA, 1527 nt
Organism: Eublepharis macularius
Lineage: Eukaryota; Metazoa; Chordata; Lepidosauria; Squamata; Eublepharidae
Gene: MILR1
Product: mast cell immunoglobulin like receptor 1
Exons: 8
Coding region: 17-721 (234 amino acids)
Source: RefSeq, a predicted model, not a curated record
UCCAGUCUUGUUUACAAUGCUUACAUUUAUAUUUAUUGGGUGCAUCCUGACAGCACACUUUCAGCCAUUGCUACCAGAUAAAGAAGAGGACGAGCCUGAUGAAAAUGGCUCAGAGCCUGUGUCGUCUCCUGAGAUCUACAGUAUGUCAACAGAAGUCAGCGUAGGUGAGAACGUGACACUGUCUUGCCUCUCAAGGACUGGUUCUCUACCCAUUACGUAUACGUUAUACAAAGGAAGAAGCAAAGUACUACUUCCUGCGACAAAAAACAAGACGGGAGAAGCAGCUGAGUUUCACUUUCCUAUUCAUUCCAGCCAUGAACUGGGCGUAUAUAAAUGCAAAGCCAAAAAUAAUUUUAGCAACGAUAAAUACAGUCCCGGUUUCAACUUUACAAUGAAAGCAGGAGAGAGAGAAAACAAAAAUUUAGUUGUGUUCAUUGUACUGCCUCUACUAUUGCUGCUGGUUGCAUUCGUUGUAGCAAUUCCAUUGCUUAUCCUUCCCUGGUGUAAAGCAAGAAAACUGGUAAAAGACAUCUCACCUACGGUUUAUGCUCUAGCAAGUUACCCAAGCUCAGAACACAAUGUCACUUAUGCUGCGAUUGCACAUGAAAAAGACCAGGAAGAAUAUGUCAACAUGGAAUUUGAGACCAAAAAGGAAAAAAGCAGAAAAGUGAGCUUCAGAGAUGCUACUACGGUAGUCUAUUCAGAAAUUUUCAGAAGAUAAAAAAGCUGCUCCAGUGAUGACUGCAUGGUUUCAAGAUAUCCAGGCCAAACAGAAAUCCCGUUUUCUAAAAGCUCAUUGAACAAUCCCUGACACACCUUGGGGGAGAGGAGAGAGGAAAAAACUGUCUGUUACUUGAAGCAUUGCAAAGGAUGGUAAAUCAUCUUGUAUAAUAUAGGUUUGAAUGUUGACGAAAUAUAGGUUUAAGACACUUGCUAUGUUUAGGAAAAGUAAAGAAAUCCCUUCAUAUUAAAAGAUUCAGCUUUGUUUAUUCUGUUUAUGUAGCAAUCCUAUACGCCGAAGUUACUCAGACUAAGCCCAUCAGUUUCACUGGGCUUAGACUGGAGUAACUUUGCAUAGGAUAGCACUGUAAGUUAGGAACCUGAUCUUCUUACUCAUUCUUUUAACACUCACCAAGGUCUUGAGAGUUUCAGUAGUAGAAAGCUUUCUCAAAGUCUCUUUCACAGGUGAUAAAAACUGGAGGGGGGCAUUUCUUGGGCUCCUUCCCAGAUCUUGCCCCUAUGCCACUUUGAUGCUUGUCAACAUUUGCAGAUGAUUGGGGAGGCAUACGGGGGGGGGGGGGGGUGAGGCCAUGGUUCAGUGGCAGAGUAUCUGCAAAAGGUCCUGUACCUCGCAAUGCUGCAGGCAGAGUAAACGUUCCUGACUUGGAUAGAUCAAUUGAUUCAGGAGAAGACAGCUUUAUGUCUUCGUGCAUGUUCUGUAUGACCAAACUGACAUCAGUUGCCACUAACAACCUGUAACCAAAUCUAUUCCUGCUAUAGCAUUUUUAGAGAAUACAGCCAGGAAAA